This is a messenger RNA of Aphanomyces astaci, 1050 nucleotides long. RefSeq lists its product as hypothetical. The transcript is spliced from 6 exons. The record is from RefSeq and is a predicted model, not a curated record. The coding region runs from base 33 to 884 and encodes 283 amino acids. NCBI's taxonomy places the organism in Eukaryota, Oomycota, Saprolegniomycetes, Saprolegniales, Verrucalvaceae.
AACAGUUUUGAGUUCCACCGAUACGAUCCAGGAUGCCCUUGUCUUUCGUCGUGAACUUCCUCGAGGAUGCCUACUCGAGGCUUGGGCCCAACGGUGGCCUCAUUGUAUUGAACCCGCACAUUCCAGAGGAAUUUCGCACGGAAUGGUUCUUGACGCCUAAACAACAUGCCGUCGAGACGAUUGCAUUUGGCUUUCUCUAUGCAUCCAUUGCUUGGUUCUGCCAUAGUCGUGCCGUUAAAAGCGAGGCUUGGAAGGCUCUUCAACCUGCCCGGGCGCCAACGGCUGUGGAUUGGGUCUGUUUUGUGCUGGCGACAUCGUCAUACGCCGCGGCCUACUACUACAAGCAUAUUGCACCAGGAAGCUGGCGUGUGGCCUACAUGCUUCAACCUUGUCACGUGUUGACUGCUUGGAUUGCUAUUUUGAGCGUCCUGCCAGGCCGAUGGGCCAACUACAUCUUUCAGGUCAUGGUAACACUGACCUGGUCUUCUGUGGUGGCCAUGGCAUUUCCGGACUUGAGCGACUACACUCAUGUCGGCGACAUGUUUAACUAUUGGUACGAACACGCCCUCAUCCUGGUGCUUCCCAUUGUCCUCAGCCGAACUGGGAGGUUUACCUUCCUUGGCAACUGGCAUUUCAUCGUAUUGGGGUACGCCACCACGGGGCUGUAUCACUGCGUGUGUCUCCAAGUGGCUGCUUUAGCGACGAAUGUGAACGUUGCCACGAUGGCGGUACGUAAUCAAUCAGCUAGUACCGGUAGAUGCUGCGAACGUGUGCCACUCAUCGUUGAAUGUAGUCGCCGCCUGCAAUCUUGGCACACUUGGGCGUGUACUACCGCGCCGUGCAAUAUGUCAUGUGCUUUGUGCUGCAUCUUGUGUACAACUUGAUCAUUGUAGUCGGAUGCUACAUGCUGUCCACCAAGCAACUCAAAACAGCGUAGCCACCAUGACCUGUCAAAUUCGGAUUGUGAAUCUUCAGAUAUUAGUUGUGGGUUGAAAAAAUCCAGCUGUUUGGUGAAUUGUCAUUUCGAAAUCACCAUUUUGAGCUAUAUCA